This is a messenger RNA of Dentiscutata heterogama, 341 nucleotides long. NCBI's taxonomy places the organism in Eukaryota, Fungi, Glomeromycota, Glomeromycetes, Diversisporales, Gigasporaceae. The record is from the annotation of a GenBank genome assembly.
UAAACUCUCAUGAAAUGAAAGAAUGCUCAUGCUGUGGAGUAUUAAAACCAAUCCAAGGAUUUAUGAGGGUUCAUGGUACAAGAAAAGGUCUAUUCGCAAACUGCAAUCGCUGUUCUGAACAAAAGAAACAAAACUUAACAAGUAAAAGUUUAAUUAAUAAAGAUAUGAUGCAAGAAGAUAAUUCAAGUUAUUUACAACCUGAAAAAGAUCUUGAAGAACUUGUAUCUACACAUUUUUCAAACAAUGAACAUGUUGAGUUUUUAGCUAUAAUUGAAUUAAGCAAUAAAUUAUUAAAGAGAUAUUAUCAAAUAAAACUAGCCCAAAUGAUAAUAGUAGUCAAG